This is a messenger RNA of Maniola jurtina (meadow brown), 5054 nucleotides long. RefSeq names its product probable ATP-dependent RNA helicase DDX43. Gene Ontology annotation, molecular function: ATP binding; RNA helicase activity; RNA binding. The transcript has a single exon. NCBI's taxonomy places the organism in Eukaryota, Metazoa, Arthropoda, Insecta, Lepidoptera, Nymphalidae. Bases 189 to 2336 code for a protein of 715 amino acids. The record is from RefSeq and is a predicted model, not a curated record.
UGUGGAAUUGGAUCAAUCCGUUAUCCGUCAUUAAAAAAAAAACAACAAGUUUUCUGUUUUCCAACCUUGUUGAAAAGAUAAAAUUUUAACUAAUUUCAAACUCACAAGAGUUAAAUAAAAUUGAAAUCGUCAACUUGUUGAUUUAAUUCGUAAAAAUUGAAAUUUUGUUGAUUAGAAAUUAAUAAAACAUGGCGGACUCGGAAGAUGACUGGGAAGAGAGCGCACCAGUUGCCGUAGCACCGGCACCGGCUACUUACAGCCACAAUACUAGAGUGUACAGUUCUAAUGUAACAGGGCGUGGAAAUCGUAGAGGCACAGGAAGAGGCCAAAGCAAUGAAACAAACUGGAGAGCACGUGGAGGAGACGGACAAAACCGGCGCGAUGACGGUCAAUAUCGACGUGAUGACGCUCAAAACAGGCGCGAUGAUGGUCAAUACAGGCGUGAUGACGGUCAAAACCGCCGCGAUGACGGUCAAAACAGGCGCGAUGAUGGUCAAUACCGGCGUGACGACGGUCAAAACCGGCGCGAUGACGGUCAAAACCGGCGCAAUUUUCGUCAAGACAAUGGUAACAAAAAGGUUAUAUCAGUUCCGUCUAACAAAGUUGGUCGUAUCAUCGGCAAGGGUGGGUCCAAAAUACGUGAUCUCGAAUAUGAAUCCGAAGCUAAAAUUAAGAUUGGAGAUUCGAAUGGAAACGAUACUCAAGUAACCCUUUUUGGUACAGAUGAUGCGAUAUCGAAAGUAGAAGGCUUGAUCGAUGAGCUUAUGCAAGAUCGCAAACCUCCUCCACCUAAAGACACAUCUAAUGCCAGCAGCAAUGAUGGUGCAAGUGGCGCUUCUAACUAUGUAACAGUCAAUGAGAAUGGUGAUGAAGUAAUCGAUUGGGACAGGCUGAAUGCUGAAUAUGAUCGGAAUCAAAAAGAGAGAUGGAGUAAGUUGCCACCAAUUAAAAAAGAUUUUUAUAUAGAGGAUCCCGAAGUGAGAAAUAUGCCAGCAGCUGAUGUAAAACUGUGGCGUUUAGCUAACCAUGACAUACAAGUAAAAAGGACAUUCGAUGACAAACCUGAUUUGCGACCCAUACCGAACCCAGUAUUAACGUUCGAACAGGCAUAUCAGCACUACCCAGAAAUCUUAGAUGAAAUCUAUAAACAAGGUUUCAAACAGCCAUCCCCUAUUCAGAGUCAAGCCUGGCCUAUACUACUAAGAGGAGAUGACAUGAUCGGCAUUGCCCAAACUGGUACUGGGAAAACAUUAGCCUUUUUGUUGCCUGCCUUAAUACAUAUUGAUGGUCAACCAACACCUAGAGAAGAGAGAGAGGGUCCCACUGUUCUUAUUUUGGCCCCCACAAGGGAACUUGCACUGCAGAUUGAGAAAGAGGCUUCAAAGUAUCACUACAGAGGGAUAAAAUCUGUUUGUGUUUAUGGUGGAGGGGAUAGAAAAGAACAAAUCAAAGUUGUUGCUAAAGGUGUGGACAUAGUUAUUGCCACUCCUGGACGAUUUAAUGAUCUUGUGAUGGCCAGACAUUUAAGUGCAAUAAACUUCUCAUAUAUUGUAUUGGAUGAGGCCGAUCGAAUGUUGGAUAUGGGGUUUGAGCCACAGAUAAGAAAAUCUUUGUUUGAUGUGAGACCAGACAGACAGACUGUGAUGACUUCGGCUACAUGGCCAUCUGGUGUGCGCCGUCUGGCCGAGACUUACAUGAAGGAUCCCAUUCAAGUAAACGUAGGCUCUUUAGAUCUUGCUGCAGUCCAUACAGUUACACAGAACAUUAUAUUUGUAGAAGAGGACGAGAAGGAAGCUGUACUAUUUGAUUUUAUCAAAAACAUGGAAGAGAAUGACAAGAUUCUCAUAUUUUGUGGUAGAAAGGCAACCGCCUCACAUAUCUCUACUGAAUUAAUUGUACAUGGAAUAAACUGUCAGUCUUUACACGGAGACAGGGACCAGGGUGACCGUGAAGCUGCGCUGGAUGACAUGGUGGAUGGUACAGUCAACAUACUGGUUGCAACAGAUGUUGCAUCAAGAGGCAUAGAUAUAAAAGACUUGACACAUGUAAUAAAUUUCGACUUCCCACGUCAAAUCGAAGAGUAUGUUCAUAGAGUAGGCAGGACUGGAAGAGCAGGAAGAACUGGUAUUUCCUUAUCAUUUGUCACAAGACAGGACUGGGCGCAUGCCCGUGAACUCAUAAAGAUAUUAGAGGAAGCAAAUCAAGAAAUACCUGAUGAGUUAUUGUCAAUGGCUGAAAGGUUUGAAGCUAUGAAAAUCCGUAGAGACAGAGAUGGUGGUGGUGGCAGAGGAGGGAGGGGGCGCGGCGGCAGAGGAAGAAGAGAUAAUUACUUUUAGUGAUGGCCAUUCUGUUCCUUCAUUAUAUUUAUUUUGAAUUUAAUACUUUGGCAUUCUUGUAGGAUUAUUAUCCAAGACUUGGCAAUAUUUCAAUUGCCUGUAGUCUUAUUUUAUAACUAUGGCUCGUAAGCAACUUUGUCUCUACAAUAGUUUUGUCUCCCACAAGUCUGUAUAAAAGUGUGACAAUUAGGCUAUUGCCUUCAGCUGCUAUGAUUUGAGUGAAAAAUCUACCUCCAGAAUGUCUCAAGUGCCAGGCAAUCGCGUCGCUUACGCGUUUCUCUGAGGUUUCUGUGUUUUGAUUUUCUUUUAAGCCAAACUAAAGUAUAGCUAUUGCUACCUUUUUAACCUCGGCCAAAAAAUCUAUACUUUCACCCAACAAUGUAUGUCAGUGUUUAUUCAAUUGAGCUUAAAUAUUUAUUGAAAAACCAAUCAUGUUCCAGUCAGACUCACGUAUAAGAAAUACCACUUUCUUUCACAGUUUUUUUUUGAAUACAAACAAAUACUAACAGCCAUUUUGAAAUUUAGUAAUUAUUUGUUGUUAUAGCUGCAAUAGAAAUACACAUUCUGUGAAAAUUUCAAUUAUACCUAUUGCUGUUCAUGAGAUAUUGCCCGUUGACAGACAGAUGGAUGGACAGCUGGACAGCGGAGGUUUAGUGAUAGGGUCAUAUUAACACCCUUCAGGUAUGAAACACUAAAAAUGAGUAAUAAAAUAAUGUAAUUGAGUGUCAUUUAAUAUAUGCUGUAAUAUAAAAAAUAAUAAUUAAUGAGUGAUUUAUCAAUCUAUUUGAUGGACGUGUCUGUACCGCCGCACAUUAAUUCGGUCCCGAAGUCCUUGCUAAUGGUGAGGUUAGCCGUAAAUGUCAACAGUUAUAGUUAUAUUAAGGGCUGAUUUUUCCAUAGACUUACGAUUUUUCGCUACGCUCAUAAAUUUAUGGAUUUUUCAAUCGUUAAUGACUUUUUUCUGAGGAAUUCGAGGUUUUGGCAUUUUUUCUAUAGGAAAUCUGUCAAAACUGUCAAUUUAUUCCCUAGAUAAAAGUUAUUUGCCAUUUGAAAAUUGGCCCUAAGGCUAUUAAACUAAAGCGGAAUUGACAUUACAAAAUUAGUGGCACAAAAUUAAUUAUUAUCAAUUCCACGUGUAAUUUCGUAAUGCAUGCAUUACGAAAUUAGACGUUUACACGUGGAAUUGAUAAUAAUCAAAUUAAUUUCGUGCCACUAAUUUCGUAAUGUAAAUUCUGCUAACUACAUAUUAGGUAAUGGACACUGGAAUAUGAACCAAUUUAUUUGAACUGCUUGCAAGGAUCUUAUUAAAUGGAAAUUAAACUGUGAUAUAAAAUGUAUAGUUUUAGGCAGCAUUUACAAGUACCGGCACGGAUCUAAGGGCAUCUUGGAAAGCGUCUGGUUCCCUAUCAUUUGUCGAUUCUAAAGGAAAGCUGUUUAAAAUUCAGAUAUUAUGACUGGCCCAAUAAUACUGUUUUUCAUGCGGUCACAAUUUAUUCUUGACUCGUCAUUUUUGACCAGAAUUUUUCCUUCCUUUUCAACUCCCUUCUGUAAUUACAUAUUCCCAUUAGAUUACAUGGGGUUAUUCAAGAGACAGACCAACAAUUUCCUGAAAGGCCAUCCUCAAUACUUUCGCUCAUGCCUCGAGAGCUGUGCCUGUAUACAUCUUUCAAGUAUUCUAUAGAUUAAGUUUAGUAAAAUUGGAAUAAUUUUAUAAAUCCACCGCCACAUUUCGGGCCGGCAUUUAGAAUAUUAUGUUAAUAUUCAAUGAAAGGUCUGAAAAGUAAAAAAUAAUGCCAUCCCUUUUUACAGUUAGUCCAUACAUCGUGAAACUAGUUUGGUUUUAUCUGAAUACGUUUCAACCACUAUUAUGUAUAUGUAUAAGUAUUUUUGUUUCUUUAUCAUACUUAUUUUAACUUUUAAGGACUUCGGGAGUUAAGUACUUCCUUACUGUUAUCGUUAUAAUUACCUCCCACACGAUGUAUCUACCUAACGGCCGGAAUUAAAACCAAUUGAAUCUGUAAUCUAUCGAUAAGUUCAACAAUAUCGACAAUUUUUGACAGACUAAAUAACUCAUCCACAGGUUACAGAUACAAUUGAAUAGUAAUUAUUUUGUUAACGUCGCCCCUUAACGAUUGAAUUAUAUCAAUCAUUCCAUGUGAGUACUUAGUUUUAAGUUUUUUCUUCAAUAAAACCAUCUAAAUCUAAUAUUUGUUUUUAUUAUUUCACAUCAAUAAAGUUUUAAACAGGUCUUAAAAGGCUUUAUCCAUGAUUAGAAUAUACACAUUAUAUUAUUUAAAAAUACAACAAAUUCAAGCUUCCCCUACAAUACAUAUUGUAUGGUAACUUAAACCGGAAAUAUAAUGUGUUGUGCUGUGACGCGCCAGAAGCAUAUCGUUUUCAUACAUUUAUUAUGGUUACCGAUAUGCUUCUGAUGCGUCAUUACACAACACGACACAUUAAUAUUUUUCCGGUUUUAGGAGUGGAUAUUUCAUCAGAUUAUUUAUCACUUACGUUUUACGUUACAAUUAUUAUAAUUGAGUGCUUUUUUAAUUAGGUGUAAGUAUACCGUGCGUUUUGAAAUGAGAUUUUGAACACAAACAAAAAAAUACUCAUGUAUCAUAGGCGUAGCCAGGCCGGACACCUAAAAAUGUAAGACAACAAUAAUACGAUGAUGGCAGUUAAUAGCACCUAUAAGUAUCGCGUGUGCUUAGGGCCUAA